CGUAUUGCCCAGCCCUGUCCAAACCCAACUUCUUGCAGCAGUCGUCACCUGACUUUAACACCAGUUGCAAAGCUGCCGUAAUUGCUGGUGUUUUCGCGUGGACUGUGGGUCACGCAAGCUAAAUGCAUGCAACUUUUCGUGGGGCGUCGGUGGAGCCUCAUUCUUGUUGAUGACGCGUCGAAAGGAGAAAGCUAGGCCUGAAGGUCUCAUUGCAGACACCUCGCUGCCCGCCAGGCUAGCGAGCCCACACGAGGCGAGGGCGUAUGUAGGCCGCCCAGUGUGCCGCUACUUUUCUUUCGAGGAGAGCGACUCGCCGGGCUGGUACUUUGGACGGGUCAUCUCGGUGGACGUUGACGCCGAUACGGCGUUCUUGACGGUUGAGUACGAAGACAAGGACACAGAGGAGUUGUAUUGGAACGAGUUCGUACGGUGGGCCGUGACUGAGGAUUCCAUGCCGCCCACCCAUACGGACGGCGGGGAAGCUGCGGGCGCCGCCGCUGACCCGCACACGCCCGACGGCGCAGCCCAAAUUGGCGGCGCAGCCGCGGGCGGCACAGCUCCGCGCAAGCGCAGUGCCUCCGCUGCGGGGCUGGCCCCAGACAGCCCUGAGUCGCCCACGCCGGUGCGGCAGCAGCGCACGAGGUCGGCCUCGACGGGCGUGCACGUGAAGCAGGAGCCUGGGGCGGACGGCGAGGGCGGGUCACAACUGGGCCCGCAGCGCUCGCGCCGCUCCCAGGCCUCCCGCGGCCGUGGCGAGGACGGUGCGGCGGCCGAGCGCGAGGGCGAGGCAGACGGCGAGGAGGAGGAUGUGGCGCGGCCGCGUGUGCGCCGGCGUCUCGACAUGGACCAGGCGGCGGAUGGGCAGCCGCAUGAAGCGACGGGCGCGGCGGGCGCAGGGGCCGGAGCCGCGCUCUCCAGUGCCCCGGCGCCACCGGCAGAUGGAGCCGGUGGUUCCCGCGCUGGUGUCGCUAGCCAAAGCGCUGCACCGCAGCAGCAGCGCUUGUCGGCGGCGGCUGUGAUGCAGAAGAAGUGGAAGCUGCCGCGGGACCCGCGCCCUGCCGGGCACCUGCGGCGGAUCCAGCUUAUCAACUUCAUGUGUCACAAGAACCUGGAAGUCGAGUUCGGCCCGCACGUUACCUUCCUCAGCGGCCAGAACGGCAGCGGCAAGAGCGCGGUGCUUCAGGGGCUGCAGGCGUGCCUGGGCGCCUCGGCGCGCGACACCAGCCGCGGCAGCAACCUGUCGGGCUGGGUCAAGGUGGGCUGCAACACGGCCAGCGUGGCUCUGGAGCUGUGGAACACGCGUGAGGAGGACACGGCGGCGGGGCAGCGCACCGUGCCCUUCCGAUACGAGCUGUACGGCCCGGUCAUCAAGAUUGUGCGCAAGCUCCAUUCCAAGGGCGGCGGCACUUUCCAGCUGUACAACGCGCACGGAGUGGAGGUCAAGCAGGCGCAGAUCGGCCAAAGCCCGGCCAAGGAGGUGUCGGCGCUGGCAGACCACUUCCACGUGGACGCCGCCAACCCGCUCAUGAUCAUUACACAGGAUAUGUCCGCGCGGUUCCACCAGAAGACGAGCGGCAGCGGCGCCCGCAGCUGCUCCAAGUACGAGAUGUUCAUGGAGGGCACCUGCCUGGCCGCGGCGCGCGACACACUGGCGGCAGCGGAGCAGAAGAUCGCGCGUGCGGACGCCAACCUGGCUCGUCAGCAGGGCCGGCUGGCUGAGCGGUCCGCGGCGGUGAAGCAGCUGGAGGCUAAGGUCAAGGAGCUGCAGCAGGCAGCGGACAUGCGGCAGCUGCUGGGUGACGUGGAGGCGGCCCUCAUGUGGUCCACCGUGCGCGAGAGCGAGGAGGGGCUGAAGGCAGCCAAGGCUGCCGCGGCGGCGGCGCCGGUGCGGGUGGCGGCGCUGCAGGAGCGGCUGGCGGCGCGGCAGCAGGCGCACAGCCAGCUGCAGGAGCGGGAGAGGAACUUGCGCGCCGAGAUGGAGGACACACGCGUGGCUCAGCUGCCGGCGCGGCUGAAGGAGCUGGAGGCGGCCAAGCGGGAGGCGGCGCGGCGGCAGACGGCGGCACGGCGCGAGCUGGAGCGGCUGGACGAGAGCAUCAGGUCGCUGAAGGACACCAAGUCGGAGCGUGAGGCCGACCUGCAAGCCCUGGCAGCGGCGGCGCAGAGCGACACGGCGCUACAGUCCCUGGCCGCACACAACGAGCGGCUGAACGCCAAGACACAGGAGCUGGAGGGGCUGCAGGAGCAGUUGGCGGCGCUGGAGGCGCGGCGGCUGGCGCUGGCGGGCGAGAAGGCCACAGCGGAGCAGGAGGAGCGCACCGCGGCCGCGGCCCGCCGGGACGCGGAGGCGGCGCUGCGUGACGCCAACGGCCUGCAUGAGGAGCUGGCGGCGGCGGCGGCGGGCGGCGGCGCGGAUGCGCGGUGGCGCAUGCUCACAAGGCGCUGGGGCGACUCCGCCAUGCGGCUGCAGGAGGCCAUUCGCCGCGCCCCGCCCAACACCUUCUCCCGGCCGCCCUUCGGCCCUGUGGGACUGUACCUGCGGCGCGUGCCGGGCAGCUGCGACCAGGCCUUUGCGGCGCUGCUGGAGCACGCGUUGUCGAACGUGCUUGACGGGUGGAUUGUGAACCAGCGCGAUGACAGCGACCGGCUACAGGCGCUGGCGCGACAGGCGGAGCUGGGAGGCUACAGGCCGCAAGUCAGCGUGGCGCCGUUCAAGGAUCGGGUUCACCCCUACAAGCCCGGCCCGCUGCUGUGCGACCCGCACACGGGGGUGGUAUGCAAGCGGGUCGUGGACCUGCUGCAGCCGGCGCCGCCCAACGAGGAGGCCAUGACGGACACGAUGCGCGCCACUCUCAUGUCCUUCCUGUUGGACAACGGCGGCGCGGCGUCCACAGUGCUGGUGGAGGACCGCGACAUGGCACAGUGGGUGGCCCGAGGCGGCCUGCAGCAUUGGGACGUGUGGACGGCCUACGACUUGGAGGGCACCAAGUAUGAGGAGCGAAACUCCACUCUUAUCACCAACGUGAAAGCCAUCAGGAACAGGGGGAUGUGCAAGGUGGAUGAGGUGGCGGCGGACACGUCGGCGCAGCUGGCAGAGGCCGCCCGGCAGCUGGCGGCGCGGAAGGCGGAGGCGGCCGCGGCAGCGGCGACGCACGAGGCGGCGGUGGCGGCGCUGCGGCGGCUGGAGGGCGAGGCGACCGAUCUGAAGAAGCGCCAGGUGGCGCUAGGGCGGCAGCAGGCGCGCUGCACGGCCGAGCUGUCGACGAUGCGCGAGGAGACGCCGGCGGCCGCCAGUGAGGCCCUGAGCGCGGAGCUGAUGAACGCACUGACGCAGCUGGGCAGCCAGCUGCAGCAGCAGGCCAGCGCGCGGGCGGAGCGCGAGAGCGAGCUCAACAACGCGGCGGCCAGCGUGCGGGACGUCGAGGCCAAGCUGGCCCAGGCGCGGCUGGACGGCGACUCCUACCUGGCUCGGCGCGAUGAGCUGGUGGCGGCGGUGGAGGAGGUGGGCCAGCAGCUGGCGGCCAGUGCGCGGCGGGUGGCGGACACGGAGGCGCUGCUGGCGGCGGCCAGGCAGGACGCGGCGGUGGCGCAGGCGCGUAUAGACGAGUAUGAGAGCAAGGUGGAGGCGUCGCGCGCAGAGGCGGAGAAGGAGUGCCCUCGCGCGGAGGGCGCCGCUGCUCUCGAGCGAGUCAAGGAAGCCAAGCGCGAGCGGCUGCGGCGCGACCGCGGCGCCGCGUCCCGCAGCCCACAGGAGCUGGAGAAGGAGGUGGAGGCGGCUGUGAGCCUCAAGGCUCUGCGGGCGUGGGUGAACCGCACCGAGCGCGACAUCGAGCGCCUGGAGGCAGACGGCAACCUGGAGACCAUACGGGCCCGCGCCGACGAGGCCCGCGCCUCCUUCAAAAUUGACUUGGACGCAUACAAAGCGGUGCAGAAGAAGGUCAAGGUCAUGCGUGAAAACCAGAGCCUGCGGGAAGUCAAGUACAUCAAGAUACGCGACUAUGCGGAGCGGGUUGUGAGCGCCAAGUUCCAGCAGUACAUGCUGCGCCGCAACUUCGCCGCCUCGCUGGCGCUCAGCCACGGCCCGCCUGGCCGCCUGGAGCUGAGCGUGCGGCCCACCAACCAGCAGGAGGCGCCGUCCAGCCUCAUGCAGCUCAGUGGCGGCGAGCGGUCGUUCACCACGGUGGCGUUCCUGCUGGCGGUGGGCGCCAUGCUCGACAGCCCCUUCCGCUGCUGCGAUGAGAUAGACGUGUACAUGGACCCGACGAACCGCAAGGUCUCCACUGCGGCGCUGCUGGAGUACGCCUGGCUAUUCAACAGCGGCAGCCAGCUGGUCAUGCUCAGCCCGCAGGACUCCAAGACCACGCAGGAGUGCGAGGAUGCGCUGGUGAAGAAGUGCCAGGCGGACCGGCGGCCCGUGCCGCCCAAGGACUUCUGCAAGAUUCUGGUGUUGCAGCCGCCGCGGGAGUGAGCGUGAGCGGCAGGGGUGCGAGGGCAUGGCAGGGUAGUGCGGCAGGGGUGGUGAGCGGCGGCGGUACGCGCGGCAGGCGUUGCAAGGGCGUUGUUUGUUGGGGUGUUGUCGUGUGUUUAGGCGUUGUCGCAAUGGUUGCAGGGCUGCGGUGUACGAAGGGUAGGCAAGUAGGCUUUCGCGAUUACAUGUGUAACGGAUGCCGUAAACUAUGUCGAUGUGCAGUACGGUUUGGCCAGGUGUGAAAGGGCACUCUGCCGCACGAGGCCACGUGGUGCUUGGUACUGAGAAUGCGUGUGCGCCCGUGGUGGAGGGAAGGGCAAGAGCCACGACGAG
Chlamydomonas reinhardtii is the source of this 4801-nucleotide messenger RNA. RefSeq lists its product as uncharacterized. NCBI's taxonomy places the organism in Eukaryota, Viridiplantae, Chlorophyta, Chlorophyceae, Chlamydomonadales, Chlamydomonadaceae. Bases 170 to 4468 code for a protein of 1432 amino acids. The transcript has 30 exons. Gene Ontology annotation, biological process: double-strand break repair via homologous recombination. Gene Ontology annotation, molecular function: ATP hydrolysis activity; single-stranded DNA binding; damaged DNA binding. Gene Ontology annotation, cellular component: nucleus; site of double-strand break; Smc5-Smc6 complex. The record is from RefSeq and is a predicted model, not a curated record.